Molecule: messenger RNA, 600 nt
Organism: Branchiostoma floridae (Florida lancelet)
Lineage: Eukaryota; Metazoa; Chordata; Leptocardii; Amphioxiformes; Branchiostomatidae
Product: zinc finger protein 525-like
Exons: 3
Coding region: 1-600 (199 amino acids)
Biological process (GO): regulation of transcription by RNA polymerase II
Cellular component (GO): nucleus
Molecular function (GO): DNA-binding transcription factor activity, RNA polymerase II-specific; RNA polymerase II transcription regulatory region sequence-specific DNA binding
Source: RefSeq, a predicted model, not a curated record
AUGGGCAAAAAAACCUACACUUAUGGGGAGUGUGACUAUUCUACUACACAGAAAUGCAAUUUGGACCGACAUCUGAUGAAACACACGUCGGGUGAAAAGCCCUACAUGUGUGGGGAGUGUGGGUACAGGACAGGUAAAAAAUCCCGCUUAUCUGUGCACAUGGGAACCCAUACAGGAGACAGGCCCUAUAAAUGUGGGCAGUGUGACUUUUCCGCUGCACAGAAAGGCAACUUAGACCAGCAUAUAGCAGCAAAACAUAGUGAGAGUCCCUACAUGUGUGGGGAGUACGGAGGGCACUACGUGUGUGACGUGUGCGGGUACAGGACACUUUAUAGACCAACUUUAGCUCGACACAUGAGAACCCACACAGGAGAAAAACCCUACAAGUGUGACUACUGUGACUUUUCGUCCAAACGCCAGUUGGACAAACAUGUAAUGAAACACACUGGUGAGAUGCCUUUCAUGUGUGACGAGUGUGGGUACAGGACAGCUUAUAGAAUAACCUUAUUCCGACACAUGAGAACCCAUUCGGGGGAGAAACCCUACAAGUGCGACAAGACUAUUCUGCAAUACAGAAAUACGAUUUGGACAAACAUCUAG